AUGGUACCGGAAGGGGGAUGUGCGGCUGUGGAUCUGCUGGAUACAGGACAGUCGUGUAAUAUGGAGAAAGCAGACGGUGAACUCAACAACCUGAACAUUGGCGUAACCGCCCGGAAUGGAUCAGCCCCCCCCAAAGAUACGUCAGCGUCCUGCUGCUCCUCACUAAAGAUGUUCCUCGUCGCUCUGUGUUUCUCGUAUUUCGCCAAGGCGUACUCCGGAAGUUACAUGAAGAGUUCGAUAACGCAGAUUGAGCGCCGCUUCGACAUUUCCUCCUCCACGGUCGGGAUGGUGGACGGGAGCUUCGAGUUUGGGAACCUUCUGGUCAUCGCCUUCGUUAGUUACUUUGGGGCAAAUUUUCACAGACCGCGAAUCAUCGCUGCCGGCUGCUUUGUGAUGGCGCUGGGAAGUUUCCUCACAGCUAUGCCGCACUUCUUCAUGGGAGUAUAUCAGUACGAAGCGGUGAGGACGCACAUGGCUCCACCCAAAAAUUCAACAGGCUUCUCUUACAGCUUCUCCCCGUGUCUGACCAACACAACACUGACUGUAAACAUCAAGAGAG
Hyla sarda is the source of this 559-nucleotide messenger RNA. RefSeq names its product solute carrier organic anion transporter family member 1B3-like. Gene Ontology annotation, cellular component: membrane. The record is from RefSeq and is a predicted model, not a curated record. The transcript is spliced from 5 exons. The annotation marks the transcript as partial. NCBI's taxonomy places the organism in Eukaryota, Metazoa, Chordata, Amphibia, Anura, Hylidae. Gene Ontology annotation, biological process: transmembrane transport; sodium-independent organic anion transport.